Carya illinoinensis is the source of this 1269-nucleotide messenger RNA. RefSeq names its product transcription repressor MYB6-like. The record is from RefSeq and is a predicted model, not a curated record. Bases 137 to 826 code for a protein of 229 amino acids. Lineage: Eukaryota; Viridiplantae; Streptophyta; Magnoliopsida; Fagales; Juglandaceae. The transcript has 3 exons.
CUGCUAGCUUUUGGAUGGGGUCUCUAUCUAUCUAUCUAUCUAUCUCUCUCUCGCUCUCUCUCUCUCUCUCUCUCUUUCUUCAUAUUCUUUGAGUUUCUGAAUAGAAGGAGAUUGGAGACCAAAUCAGAGAUAACUAAUGAGAAAACCUUGCUGUGAUAAAGAAGGCACCAACAAGGGCGCUUGGUCCAAGCAAGAAGACCAAAAGCUCAUCGACUACAUACGAAACCACGGCGAAGGCUGUUGGCGUUCUCUCCCCAAGGCUGCAGGUUUGGAUCGUUGCGGCAAAAGUUGCAGGCUUAGAUGGAUAAACUAUCUCAGACCAGACAUCAAACGCGGUAACUUCGGUCAAGAUGAAGAGGACCUCAUCAUCAAGCUCCAUGCCCUCCUUGGCAAUCGGUGGUCACUCAUAGCCGGAAGGCUACCAGGACGGACAGACAAUGAGGUAAAGAACUAUUGGAACUCUCACAUCCGGAGAAAGCUAAUAAGCAUGGGUAUUGAUCCAAAUAACCACAGGCUAAACCAGAUUCCUUCUCGGCCUCAACCUAAGUGCGACGUUUCUGUAGCUGAAACAUCUUCUGAGUCAAUGAAUAAUGAGCGUAAGCCGCUGAAAUCCUUUGGCAAGACCGAUAGGCCGGUUUCUGAAGGUGCCAGUAGUGAUCUUGAAGAUGAAAUGCCUGGUUCUUUGGACUUGAAUCUCGAUCUCACAAUUGCCUUUCCUUCUCCCCCUGUUACCCUCGUGGAAGAGAAGCGGCAAAUUAGUUCCAAGGCCAUUGGGACAGGUGAAUUAUUGGAAAGUGAACCUGCUCCUACACUCAUCCUUUUUUAGAUUUAAGAUUUGUAUGCUAUUUUAUAUUUUAUAGACAAAUUGAAUCAUGUUCUAAAUAUUCCUGUCCUGGAAUCGGAGAAAGAAACAGCAGCCCAUUAUAACGCGGUACGUCCAAAACCAGGAUGGAAUUACAUGCAUGAAUUAUAUAUACGUGGCUAAAUUGUUGAUAAUGUUUCAGUUAGUACGUUGUACAGCUCAGAACAUGAAAGCUCAGAAGAAUAGCAUAUAAAUUAAAUGAGAGAUGGAGUAGUCUAGUCCAAUCAUCAGACAUUGAUGCAUGGAAGGUGAUCUGUUCAUGUAAUAUUACAGCUAGCUAGAGCUCAAUUAAGAUCACUAAUGUGGGAUGAUCAUGAUCAUAGGACUAUGCUGUAUAUGUUAUUGAUGAUCUGUAGAACUACUGAUUAAUUAUAUAUUUAUUUGAAGGAUGAACUUCAUUAUGAUCA